Suillus bovinus is the source of this 867-nucleotide messenger RNA. RefSeq lists its product as uncharacterized. The record is from RefSeq and is a predicted model, not a curated record. NCBI's taxonomy places the organism in Eukaryota, Fungi, Basidiomycota, Agaricomycetes, Boletales, Suillaceae. The transcript is spliced from 3 exons. Bases 116 to 754 code for a protein of 212 amino acids.
UCAGAUCACUAUAUGAUCUAAUUUGGGUGAUAAAGAUGAUGCUCUUACUCCGUCUCUCCAUGGCACUUCAGAUACGCGUGCCACAGCUCAAUGUGAUACAGAGAACGCAUGGCUCAUGUAUGGCGGCCGUUUUACACGACAGACGAUGCCAUCAAACCUUAUCACCCAAAAGGCCUUCCCCCAUCCAUUUCUUGCGCCACCAUCCGGAUCAUUGAUAUACGACCUGCGCUAUUUGCCCACCUCUCUCCGUUUUCCAUUAUCAUCUCCAUUUGCGGGCUAUGCCGGGUAUGAAUUCCUCUGCAUCCCAUUUACGCCAGAGAUGCCUAAGCAAAUACGGCUUAUCAGCCCAUGCUUUCCCUGGGCGUUUGACAUCGGCCCAAGUGCUGGAGGAGAGGUCGUAACAUGUCUCGAUGUUCUUUCUACUCUACAUGCCGCAUUGCAGCAUCCACUCACAGACACCGAGUGGGGCGCUGCUGGAGACAACAAACGUGCAAGUCUUAUCAGAGCACGUGACCGUCGUCUAUGGGUACAACCUGCGUUGCACGGGAUCUUGAAUUCUGCGACAUGCACUAUACCCACAGUGAGCUUUGAGAGGCCUGUGCAGCGGGAGCCGCUGUUGUUGCGUGUCGACUGGCUUGGUUCCAGUGUUGCAUUCAUGGGGCUCGUCAAGGAUGAAGCUUUUGCGAGGAAGAGACUUGUUCCUGGUGGCGGGGAGUGCCCUGAGACGUGGGUGGUGAAGUUCCAAAAAUUAUGACUCUGGAAGGUCAAGAGACAAUAUUUGUACAAACAUCUCAUGUAUUAUGGCUCCCAUUCACGCAUACAAAGUGGGGCAUUGUUGGAGACGAUAAAUGUGCGAGUCUUAUCAGA